UAAGCUCUUUAUAAUAAAACUUCAUUCAUCUUAUCAUCUCCUUCAUUGAAGAGAAAAAAAUGGGUGAGACAAACAAUGGUAGCAAAAGCAGCAGGUGGUCUUUGCAAGGAAUGACAGCACUGGUCACCGGUGGAUCCAAAGGAAUCGGAUAUGCUAUCGUGGAGGAGUUGGCACAACUUGGGGCAACUGUACACACUUGUGCUCGAAACGAAGCUGAACUCAGUGAAUCCUUAAACAAAUGGACUACAAAAGGAUACAGAGUAACCGGUUCGGUCUGUGACGUGGCCUCUCGUUUAGAAAGAGAAGAACUCAUAGCUAGAGUCUCCUCUCAGUUCAAUGGGAAACUCAAUAUCCUUGUAAACAACGUGGGAACAAACAUACCGAAACAAACCUUGGAUUUCACAGCAGAAGAUUUCGCAUUUCUGAUGAAUACGAAUCUUGAAUCUUGUUUCCAUUUAAGCCAGCUUGCACAUCCUCUCUUAAAAGCUUCAGAAGCUGCAAGUAUCAUUUUCAUGUCCUCCGUUUCUGGUCUUGUAGCUACAAACAUAGUAUCUGUUAUUUAUAGUGCAACAAAAGGUGCAAUAAACCAAGUGACAAAAAAUCUGGCAUGUGAAUGGGCCAGAGACAACAUAAGAACGAAUUGUGUUGCACCGGGGCCAAUUAGAACCCCUCUUGGGGAAAAGGUCUUCAAAGAGGAAAAAGUUCGGCAUGGUCUGAUUUCUGGAAUCCCCCUGGGACGGAUUGGAGAGGCAGAAGAGGUUUCUUCGUUGGUGGCAUUUCUCUGCUUACCUGCAGCUUCUUACAUCACAGGACAGACCAUUUAUGUUGAUGGAGGCUUCACUGUGAAUGGCCUCCACGUAUUCUAGCCUUAGUUUUUCUGUGUUAAAUCAGUCACACUGUCAUUGCAUUGCUUUCUGUGUCAUGUAAGAAUAAAUUAACAGACUGGACUUUCCUAAGUUCGGGUUAGGGUGUGUUCGAAUUCACAAUUAGUUGUCAAUCUGGCAGUGAAAGUGUAGUAUGUUAAAUGUAUUUUGGAAUGCAUGAUGUUUAUUGUUUGGUAUUAAUAAAACACAGUGCUUAGUGCUUGUUUU
This is a messenger RNA of Vigna unguiculata (cowpea), 1091 nucleotides long. Its product is annotated as tropinone reductase-like. NCBI's taxonomy places the organism in Eukaryota, Viridiplantae, Streptophyta, Magnoliopsida, Fabales, Fabaceae. The record is from RefSeq and is a predicted model, not a curated record. Gene Ontology annotation, molecular function: oxidoreductase activity.